Plasmodium vinckei vinckei is the source of this 1659-nucleotide messenger RNA. Its product is annotated as diacylglycerol O-acyltransferase, putative. The record is from RefSeq and is a predicted model, not a curated record. Gene Ontology annotation, molecular function: diacylglycerol O-acyltransferase activity. Gene Ontology annotation, cellular component: endoplasmic reticulum membrane. NCBI's taxonomy places the organism in Eukaryota, Apicomplexa, Aconoidasida, Haemosporida, Plasmodiidae. Bases 1 to 1659 code for a protein of 552 amino acids. Gene Ontology annotation, biological process: triglyceride biosynthetic process. The transcript has a single exon.
AUGAACGAUGAAAAUGAUAAAACCAAAAAAUAUAUAGGUAGACCUUUGUUUGAGAAUUUGCAUAAAAAAAAACAGAUCAGCUUAUUGACACAUAAAUUUGCGGACACAAAUUUAAAAGGAUUUUGUAAUUUGUUUUUAAUAAUAAUUAUUGUAAUAAAUUUCCGAAUUAUAUUAGAAAAUAUUAAAAAAUAUGGUUUUGAUAGUAUUCCGAUACCUAGCCGUCAUUAUAUAACUAAAAAUUUACCUAUACUGAUAUGUUUUAUUUGUUUAUAUAUUAGUAUUGUUUUUAGCUGGAUCAUAGAAAGAUAUUUCUUUUGUUGGAUUUGCAAUUAUUUCCUUUCAAAAAAUGGAAAAAUCACAAAAAUAUUUAUAAAAGAUAAUUUUAAUAUUGACGAGACAUGCAAUAAUAAACUACCUGAUUAUGAAUUUUCAAAAAAUGAAAAAUCUUCUCAAAUAAUUGUCGAAUCUCCAAACAAUUAUGAAAACGAUAAUGUUUAUAAAAGAAUAAAAAAAAAUGAUCAAGAUGGUGUAAAUAAAUUAGAAGAACAAAAUGUCGGAACAAAAUACUCUAAUAAUACAGAACAACCUAAUAGUGAACAAGCCAAAUUUAAUGAAAACAAUAAAGACAAAAUAAAUGAAUGGAAACAUGUAAAUUUUUCUAUUUUUUUAUUAAGAUGCAUUAAUAGUAUGUUUAUGCUAUUAGUUCCUUAUAUGGUUGUUAUACAAUAUGAAGGAGAACCGAUAUUAGCAUCAAUAUUAUUAACAACAUCCAUAGUCUGGUUUUUUAAAACAUAUUCCUUUCAUCAUGUUUGCUAUGAUACUAGAAAAUUAUAUAUUGAAGGACCAAAUUUAAACACAAUAGAAGAUUCAUUAGUUGAUAUAAAUUAUAUUAAAAGUUAUCCAUAUUGUUUACAGUUUAAAAGUUAUUAUACAUAUAUAUUUAUGCCUACUAUGUGUUUUCAAUAUACAUAUCCUAGAUCAGAAAAAAUUGAUUGGAGGUUUGUUUUUAAGCAUAUGACAGUAGCUAUUAUAUCACUACUAAUAAUAUAUAUAGUAACAAAUGAAUAUUUAUUUGUUAUUAUUGAACAGACUGUUAAAACGAAAGAAUUUAAAUCACCAAAUUUAACAAUACGAUUUAUUCAUAUUAUGGAAAGUAUGUUGAAAGUUUCUAUCUUAACUAUAUAUAUAUGGAUGCUUGGAUUUUUUGUUUUAUUUCAUAAUUGGUGUAAUGUGUUAGCAGAAAUUACAAAAUUUGGUGACCGAUUAUUUUAUAAAGAUUGGUGGAAUGCUAGUUCUUUUGGGGAAUAUUGGAGAAAAUGGAAUUUGCCAGUUUAUUAUUUUGUUUAUCGUCAUGUUAAUAGACCUUUAGUUUAUUAUGGGGUUAGUAGAAAACUUUCGAUGAUUAUUAUUUUUAUUAUUUCAGCAUUAUUACACGAAUAUUUAGUUACAAUCCCAUUAAAAAUUAAAUUUUUUGGAUAUAUAUUUUUUUUUUUUACUGGACAAAUCCCAUUAAUGCAUUUAACAAACAGUGAUUAUUUUAAAAAAAACAAAAAUGUAGGAAAUCUGCUUUUUUGGAUUGUUUUUUGUAUUAUUGGUCAGCCUCUUAUAGUUUUCACAUAUUAUUAUUUGUGGACCCACAAGGAAAUCGAGAUCCCUUGA